CGGUAGCUGCCAUCGUGGGGAAAAGGGACCACCACUGGCGUCAGAACUCUAUGGUAGUAAACGUUUUACUGGCAGCAGUUGUUAUCACUAUUACAGACACAGGUCGACUUGUCUCGUAUUAUGGCAAGAGAAUGCACCAUCCACACUGCCCGCCUGCGCUUUCUCUUUCCCUUUGCGGUUCAUACAACCACAACCGUACCACAGCCGCCACCACAGUCAUCACUACAGGGCUUCGAGAACCCUUCUUUUUUUUCAAUCCAGAUCCAGAUUCCAUCUCGGUUCACGGCAAUGCACCUCAAUCUACCCUCACAGGUACAAGUACGGUCUAUACACCCGCUCACGCCUCACAUUCCUACACACCACAAAAUGAACACGCACCAAAAGAGGAGGGAAGAAAGAAGCAAAAACACUAACAUGUAUCCAUUUGGGGACGAACACGCUGGUCGUAGGCCCCAACCGACCCGUCCGUAUGCCGUACCUCCUGUGCUCGACCCCAUACGUGCGCCGUGCCCAUCGUCUCAAGUAAACGAGCGAAAGACAAGCCGUAGGACUGUCGAUUA
Messenger RNA from Exophiala viscosa, 560 nucleotides. RefSeq lists its product as uncharacterized. NCBI's taxonomy places the organism in Eukaryota, Fungi, Ascomycota, Eurotiomycetes, Chaetothyriales, Herpotrichiellaceae. The record is from RefSeq and is a predicted model, not a curated record. The coding region runs from base 51 to 413 and encodes 120 amino acids. The transcript has a single exon.